Ochlerotatus camptorhynchus is the source of this 2928-nucleotide messenger RNA. RefSeq lists its product as uncharacterized. NCBI's taxonomy places the organism in Eukaryota, Metazoa, Arthropoda, Insecta, Diptera, Culicidae. The transcript is spliced from 3 exons. The coding region runs from base 1 to 2928 and encodes 975 amino acids. The record is from RefSeq and is a predicted model, not a curated record.
AUGCCAGUAGUUCCACCAAGGAUGCCAGUAGUUCCACCAAACGUUCCGAUAUGUGGUCCGAAUGCCCAGCAACUUGCUGCCCGGCAUGUCGUGCCAAAGGAACUUCCUCACUUCGAUGGUAAUCCAUUGGAUUGGCCUUUGUUCUUCAGUAGCUACACAAACUCAACCCAAAUGUGUGGCUACACUGAUGCAGAGAAUCUGAUGCGAUUACAGCGUUGCUUGAAGGGCAAUGCUCUUAGUGCGGUGAGCUAUCAACUUCUGCAUCCAUCUUCCGUCCCGCAAGUAAUGAAAACUUUGCGAACAUUGUACGGUCGGCCGGAGUUGGUCGUGAACAGUCUUCUCACUAAAGUUCGAUCCACUCCCGCACCAAGGGCUGACAAAUUGGAGAGUAUUAUCAGCUUCGGUCUCGUAGUGCAGAAUCUUUGUGGUCAUCUGCGCUCGUUGGGUAUGGAGAACCAUCUGUCAAACCCGACUCUGUUGCAAGAGCUGGUGAAUAAGCUUCCGGCGGGAGUCAAACUUGAUUGGGCUCUUCACCAACAUCGAAUUCCUGUUGUAGAUCUGCGUGCUUUCGGGGAGUUCAUGUCGACAAUUGUCUCUGCUGCCAGCAACGUCACGUUUCAAAGUGACUUCGAAACGAUACGCUCAUCAGCAGCUUCGAAGUCGGAGAAACCGAAAGGGAAAGAAAAGGGUUUCCUGAACACUCAUGCGGAUGAUGGUGAUAGAGUAAAGGUGCAAGUUCAGCCGAAACCAUGUCCAGUGUGUCAGAAGAAUGGCCAUAAGCUGAAAGAGUGCUACAAGUUUCAGAAGAGCAACAUCGAUGAGCGUUGGAAAUUGGUCCAGCAGCUACAUCUGUGUCGACGCUGUUUGGCAUCCCAUGGAAAAUGGCCCUGCAAGGCACCGUUAUGUGGACAGAAUGGCUGCGAAUUAAAGCACCAUAGUCUGUUGCAUUCAGAAAAGGCGGAGACUCCAGUAACCAAAGACAUCUCUUCUCAAUCAACUGCGAAGGUGAAUGUGCACCGUCAAGGCUCGCGGUCUACUCUUUUCCGGAUUGUGCCAGUGCGGUUGUACGGUAAGGACUCAUCAAUCGACAUAUUAGCUUUUUUGGAUGACGGGUCGUCGUUUACGUUGAUGGAGCAAGAAGUUGCGGAUCAGCUCGGAAUCGACGGUGUGAUUGAACCCCUUUGCCUUCAGUGGACAAACAAUGUUACACGCACGGAAUCGGAAUCCAAGGUAGUACAGUUGGGAAUCUCCAGUAUUGGCGGUGACAAGCGAUAUAUGUUAGAGCGAGUAAGAACGGUUGAAAGUCUCGGGCUACCUCCACAAUCUCUUCGCUUCGAACAAAUGGAACAACAAUUUCCAUAUCUUCGGGGGCUACCAGUGAACAGCUACAGCGGAGCAGUUCCACAUAUCCUGAUUGGCUUAGACAAUACCGACUUGAUGGUGACACUGAAGAAGCGGAUCGGCAAACCUCUGGAGCCAGUUGCGACGAAAACGAAGCUAGGAUGGACAGUCUAUGGGAACGUGGAAGGCCUUGAUGAUCCACCAGAACAUCGCCUUCUGCACGUUUGCUCGGGAUCAACCGAUCGUGAACUACAUGAUCUCGUCGAGGAGUUCUUCACCGUUGAAAGUACUGGUGUGAAGGUCGCACCGAUAGUCGAAACAGAUGAUGAUCGUUGGGCACGGGAAAUCAUGGAGAAAACCACGAUUCGUACACCAUCUGGGAGAUUUGAAACGGGUUUGUUAUGGCGUUAUGACUGUAUCGAGUUUCCCGAAAGCCGCCCGAUGGCAGAGCGGCGGCUUAAGUGUCUCGAGCGUAAACUGACUGCAGAUGCGGAACUUUACAACAAAGUGAAGUUACACAUCGCUGACCUGGAGGCCAAAGGAUACAUCCAUAAAGCGACACCGGAGGAACUGGCGAACUUUGAUCCGCGGAGUACCUGGUUCCUUCCGUUGGGAUUGGUUAUCAACCCAAACAAACCAGGAAAGAUCCGUAUGGUGUGGGAUGCGGCAGCGAAGGUGGAAGGCGUGUCAUUAAACUCCAUGCUUCUGAAAGGAAGAUCCCUCAAGUCAGUUCUACACCGUUUCCGACAGCGGCAGGUAGCUGUGCAUGAUGAUUCAUCACUACCAGUCGAAGUCUACGUGAUCGAUGUUGCCACUUUCGGUUCAACGUGCUCACCAUGCUUGGCGCAGUACGUAAAGAACCGGAAUGCUGAGGAGAACAGAACAGAAUUUCCAGAAGCCGUCGAAGCAAUAGUCAACAACCACUACGUCGAUGACUACCUCGACAGUAGGGACACCGAAGAAGAGGCAAUCCGAAUAGCGUCAGAGGUUAAGCAAGUUCAUGCAAAGGCUGGGUUCGAGCUCCGUAACUGGUUGUCGAAUUCGGAAGAAGUUGUUCGACGGGUCGGGGAAAGCUCUGCAAGCGAAUGCAAAAGCUUCGCGACGGACAAGUCUACAGGGAUCGAAAGAGUCCUCGGCAUGCGAUGGCAGCCCAUCAACGACGAAUUCACAUUCAGACUUUGCUUGCGGGAAGACGUCGCGCAGUUGUUGAAUGGCGAUAUGAUUCCGACCAAGCGAGAAGUUCUUCGAGUCGUCAUGAGCGUCUUUGAUCCACUGGGACUAGUAGGAGCAUACGUUGUUCACGGGAAGUGUUUGGUGCAAGACAUAUGGAGAAGCAAGAUAGGAUGGGAUCAGCGAAUUCCAGAGGAAAUCUGCAGUCGAUGGCGUCAGUGGGUGCAAGCACUUAAAGGACUGGAUCGAGAAACAGUGCCGCGAUGCUACUUCCCAGGAUACAGCAGUGCCGGCUUAGACAACAUAGAAUUACAUGUCUUCGUGGAUGCAAGUCUGGUGGCAUUUUCUUACGUGGCAUACCUUCGCAUCAUCGAUGAAGGACAAGUACGCUGCGCAUUGGUGGCAACAAAGUCCUAG